AUGGACGAUGAUGGAUCAUUUUUGAGUUGGAACAACACUUCCUUUGACGACAGCAUGCUGGAACCCAACCAUUUCGCCGACGGUCGGCUGACACUACCUCCUUUGGAAGAGUUGGGACGUCCUUCUUCCAGCCAGGACUAUGGAACAAGUGAGACCUUUGAAGCAUCGGCCUCCUAUGAACAUACGCCUUCUCUGACGAUGAGCCCCUAUACUGCGUACACACCUGAUUUCGGCUCGUUUGUGGGCGAAAACGAACGUCGACUGUCGCAGAAGACGCUCGUGAACCCCGAUCCAUUGCAAGGGCACGCAGAGAAGUCGGAUUUGAAAAGGCCCUGCACGCCCAUGGACGAAGACCUCACCGCCAAGCGCAGCCUCCUUGAACAUGAUGACGACAAGUCUUCCAGUUCGCACCCCAUCAAAUGUAGAGGCUGUUCAAUGCGAUUUCGCCGGCGAUGCGAUCUGCGCAAGCACGAGAAAACCAAGCACAGAGCCCAUGAGGAGCGACCACAUGCAUGUGAGCAUUGCAGCAAACGCUUCAUCUGGCCAAAAGACGUCAAGCGCCAUGUGGCAAGAGUCCACAAGGACGUCUUUGCAGGUGGUCGCUGCCGUUCUGGAAACAAAUCAUCCACCAAUACGUCUGACACUAGCGGCUCAAAGGAAGGCGGCUCUAACACGGAUGCGUCGAACACUGCCUUCGAUGUACUCUUGCGGGACGAUACAUACAACGUGUCUUUCCAUUCCAAAAGUGACCCACGAUCUGACAAGGCCAACGCACUAUUUUCUUGCACUAAUUCAGACAUUCUCAAUGUUUGUGAUAUGGAUUUCGAAGCGCUUUUACGGGACGACUUAUACGACGAUUCUUUCGAUUCGACGACGCAGCAGAAUUUCAUCUGCAAGGAUAAUAAUAUCACUCACCAUACGUUCUCCACGUACACAUUCCCCGGCGAAGGGAGCGCACCUCAUCGCGGUGCCAGGGUGUAA
Molecule: messenger RNA, 981 nt
Organism: Zasmidium cellare ATCC 36951
Lineage: Eukaryota; Fungi; Ascomycota; Dothideomycetes; Mycosphaerellales; Mycosphaerellaceae
Exons: 1
Coding region: 1-981 (326 amino acids)
Biological process (GO): regulation of transcription by RNA polymerase II
Molecular function (GO): DNA-binding transcription factor activity; RNA polymerase II cis-regulatory region sequence-specific DNA binding
Source: RefSeq, a predicted model, not a curated record